Zasmidium cellare ATCC 36951 is the source of this 1548-nucleotide messenger RNA. RefSeq lists its product as uncharacterized. Lineage: Eukaryota; Fungi; Ascomycota; Dothideomycetes; Mycosphaerellales; Mycosphaerellaceae. Gene Ontology annotation, cellular component: ribonucleoprotein complex; endoplasmic reticulum; nuclear outer membrane-endoplasmic reticulum membrane network. The record is from RefSeq and is a predicted model, not a curated record. The transcript has 3 exons. Gene Ontology annotation, molecular function: mRNA binding. The coding region runs from base 1 to 1548 and encodes 515 amino acids. Gene Ontology annotation, biological process: intracellular mRNA localization.
AUGGCCGACACCGCAAAGACCGAGACCAAGGCCGCCGCGCCAGCUGUCACGAAGCCAGAGCGUCCGAGUGAGGAGGAAUAUAAGGAGAAGUUAGGCAAGGCAGAGAAGGAACUCAAGGCUGCCGAGGAGCGCAUGAAAGCAGUCAAGGCCAAGAUCGACAACGCACGCCCUCAGAACAAGGACUCUCCUGUCUCGAAGCGUCAGCAAGAACUGCGAACUGAGCUUGCCGGCAUCCGCCAGCAACAGCAAUCGAGCAAGUCCGGCCGCACUCAGAUCCUUGACAAAAUCCGCCGCCUGGAUGAAAACCUCAAGUCCCGCAUCACCGAGUCGAAGAAUGCCCGCAGCAAGGUCCAGUUCAAGUCCGCCGAUGAGGUCCAGAAGAAGAUCGACGAACUCCAGAAAGAUGUGGACUCUGGCAAGAUGAAGCUCGUGGAUGAGAAGAAGGCUUUGGCAGACAUCUCCCAGUUGAACCGUCUCAAGAAGGGCUUUGCCGGAUUCGACGAGUCGCAGAAGGGCAUCGACGAGACAAAGGCACAGAUCGCCGAGUUGAAGAAGCAGCUCGAGGAUCCAGAGCAAAAGGCGCUGUCAGACCGUUAUUCCAAGAUCCAGGAAGAACUCGACUCCAUCAAGGCUGAGCAGGACGGCGCCUUCAAGAGCCUCAACACUUUGCGCGACGAGCGGACGAAGCUUCACGAGGACCAACAAAAGAAGUGGGCUGCUGUCAAGGAAAUCAAGGAUGCAUACUUCGAGCAACGCCGCGCUGCCAUCGCAUACGAACGUGAAGCCAAGCGUGUGCGCGAAGAGAAGAGACGGGCUGAGAACGACGCUUACUUCCGCGGCAAGAGGCAAGAGGCAGCCAAGUCGAAGCUCGAGGAUGCAAGCGCCCCAGCAUACCAGGACGAGAUCCGCACGACCCAGGCCCUCCUUGCCCACUUGGACCCAUCUUCUGUCGGCAAGCAAGAAGCGUCUGGCCCUGGCAAAUUCGCAGCUACCGCAUCACGAACCGUCGACGCAUCUGGCAUCAAGGGAACUGCUUUGAAGAAGAAGGGUGACGAAGAGGAGAACUACUUCAUUGGUGGUGGAGGCAAGAAGAAGAAGGGCAGGGACCAGAGAGAUUCUGCCGCCAACGGAACUUCAUCGCCUGCGCCAGAGGGCGGCAAGUUCAACCUCGACCUCGGAACUAUUGACAGCCUCGCCAAGAUUGGCGUCGACCCGCCUAUGUCCCAAGCUGAUGUGCCGACCGUGGUUGAGAAGCUGAAGGAGAAGCUCGAUUUCUGGAAGAAGGACCAAGAACGCGCCACUAAGGAGAACGUCCAAAAGGCUCAGGCCGAAAUCGACCGUCUCGAAGCCGAAGCCGCCAACGCGGAUAACAAGGCCGCAUCUAGCGAAACCGCCCGCAAACCCGCCACCGAAAAGCAGCAAGUCAACGGAUCCGCCUCCGCUGGCGCCGAGCUCGAACAGGAGAAAGACGCCGCCGCCGACGUCUCCGAGGACCUGAAGAAGGCCACCAUCGAGGACAAGGAGGCCCCAGAGCCCACUACCGCUUAG